Messenger RNA from Thecamonas trahens ATCC 50062, 1563 nucleotides. RefSeq lists its product as uncharacterized. Gene Ontology annotation, molecular function: acid phosphatase activity. The coding region runs from base 1 to 1563 and encodes 520 amino acids. NCBI's taxonomy places the organism in Eukaryota, Apusomonadida, Apusomonadidae. The record is from RefSeq and is a predicted model, not a curated record. The transcript has 2 exons.
AUGGUGCCGGAAGCUGCCGAAGGCGUCGUCCACAUUGCAGAUGCUGCAGAUGGCGAGGGCGGCGCGCGGCUGGCGGUGGCAAGGCGGCAUACGUAUCGCAAGGGCGGGUUCAACAAGUGGAUGUUCGAGGUAAUGGUCGACAUGGGCCCGUUUGCACAUUUGCAGGCUGUCGAAUAUGUGCUGGGCUUGCGGCAUGCCACAGGAGAGCUGGUGUGGGACGAGCGGACUCGGACCGUGCUCGGAGUCCCGAUCUAUGCCCGUGGCAGGCUCGACGCCCAGGUCGCGGCCUACGCAUCGUGGGCUCACGGCGCGUGCCGGUAUCCGCGCCGGCGGAGCAUCGCGCCUCCUGCUAGUGUUGGCAAAAUGGUGAUCGGUCUCGUGGCGGAUACAUCGGUCUCGGACGCCGCGCACACAACGGUGGCGGCGAUGGCGGCGUCCGGGCCGUCGCUCGACCUCGUCCUCCACCUCGGCGACUUUGGCUACGCGGACACGACCGACAACGUGCCGUGGAGCGUAGCGCGCAAAGAGUACGGCGAGCUGAAGCAAGAGUACUGGGACAGGUUCUUCCGCAUGAUCGAGCCAUUGGCGCGGCAAGUCCCGAUGCUUGCCAUCCCAGGCAACCACGAGGCCGGAUCCCACGACGGCAAGUCUGGCUUUGACUAUCACUUUAUCCCGUACCUCUCGCGGUUUUUCAACCCGAGCGAUCCACGGCGGGUCGCACUUCGUGAUGCCAUCCGCCACAAUCGUGAGCUGGUGACCUGGUACAAGGUCGCCCUCUCGCCGCUGGUCACGCUCAUUGCGCUCAACUCGGACGAGGACCUCGGGCCCGACUCGGCGCAGGGCAGUUUCGCCCUGCAGGCGCUCGCAGAAGAGGCUGCACGCGGCCCGCGCCACGGAGCCUUUACUCUCGUCCUCAUUCACCGCUCGGCGUACUCGGCGUCGCUGCACAAGGGCUCGGACUUGAAGCUCCGUAAGGCGCUCGAGGAUUUGCUCGAGCCAUUCCCUGGCACGGUCGACUUUGUCUUUCAAGGCCACGAUCACUCGUACGAGCGGACACACCCGGUGAUGCGCGGCAAGGUUCAGUCCUGGCGCAAGGCUCCGAUCCAUGUCCGACUCGGCGUCGGCGGCCUCGAGACCCGGCAGGGCUGGGCAGAUCCAAUGCCGGCAUGGUCGGUGGCUCACUCGGGCACCACUUUUGGCUAUGGCCGGCUCGCACUCUACACCAAUGGAACCGCGGCCUUUGAGUUUGUUGACUCGGAAAGUGGGGCUGUCGUCGACGCCAUCGUGCUUCACCGCGGGCUUCGCUGCCCGCCGGGCCCCGCCGCCGCGCUCUGGACUUCUGCAUCGAGUAAUCGGGCAGUGGCAGUCAUGGCCGGAGGCUGUGCCCUGCUUGGGGUGGCAUGCGUUGUCGUUUGGGUGCAGGGUACGGGACGCGGCAGCCGCGGUAGCAAGGAGCGGCUAUCCGGACUCUCGGGCGGCUCGGGCUCGGGCGAUGUGGUGCCAUGCCGAGACCGCCGCCGGGUAGGUGCCCGCGAGCGGCGGUCGUCGGCGCCGAUGGUGUGA